AUGAAUGCUCCCGCACCUCUCAGCUCGCGGUAUAGCUACCAUGCGGUAUUCAGUGAUGUCUGUAAGACGCGAUUCAACCAUUUGGCCACUAGACUGCUGCUGAGUAUGGCUAUGACCUUGGGCCUGUUUUUAGCUGCAACUGGCAGCGGCAACAACACCAAAGUAAUACAAAAAAUAGUUCUGUGGCCCUUGAAGGGCUUUUUAUGCUAUUUGGCUGUGCUACUAGUUGUGGUGACGCGCAAAAACUAUUUACACGUUGACUUUCCCGGAUACUCAAGCCUAGUUACUCAAAUCUAUGGACAAUUGUGCUCCGUGAGACUCAUCGUAUAUUUUGGAAUUCAUUGUGUGAGUAGUCUCUGUCUUACCGGUGCUGCCAGAGAUGCUGUUUAUGGGACAAUCCAACCACAACACCUUUUUGUCUAUCGUCUGACAACUUGGGCUCUGAUACCGGCCUUGUAUACACUGCAGCAUGUGGUAUUCGACCUUGAUAAGUUAACCUUCCAGUACGGUGCACAACACCAGCACCCACAGCAGUUCAUAGCCUCAAGGGUGAAAAACUCACUGACGAAAUGUGUAGUCCUCACUUUCUGUCUUAUCCUCAUUCUGCCAGUAAGUUCCUUUUACUUUGCUCCAAGAAACAGUGCUUUAGGCUGGAAAAUAUCAUCAAAAUCAGCGGCAGCAGCUAUGCUAAUUUUCAUCACUUGGGAUUUUGCAAACUUGGCAUUCAACGCUUAUUUAUCCAUAGGUUGUUUGCACAAGGGAAAGCCCAUCUCUUCGCUUUCCUCUACACCCAUGGAGACUUUGAUUACCGGUCUUUCAUCCAUGAAGCAUUUCACGAAAUUGACUGCAUUUCAGGAACUUUCAUAUAGAGCUACUUCACCUGACAUGGAACUUAGAUUGCCAAUUUACCAUACUCGAUACAAAAAUGCUUAUGUGUGGCCAAGCAUAUUAAAAGAAUGUUUGACUACCAUAGACAGCACAAAUAGCGCUACAUCAAAAUUCAUUAAGAGCCUGGAAACUCAACAAGGGAACUUUCGCGAGGCAAAGCCACCGGCAAAGUCAGAGUUUUCCGAAGACUGCUUUGAGCAGGAUGGGCUUUUUGGAAAUGACUAUGUUAUCACUACCAAUGCACAAUCAAGAAUCCCAGGUACUCCACAGCCACAUGAUUCUCAAUUGACUCACAGAAUUACGGUCCAAAAUAACAAUGUAUUCGCGAAAAACCAUAGCCUUCAGUUCUCGAGCCCUUUCCAAUUUUCAAAUGUUGCAAACAAUCGUGUACUCACACAUCAAACCACCAUCACUAAUGUCUUAUAUGAUUGCGUGAAGCGGCUCAAGGAAGCUUUUGUUGCCUUUUUCUUUCCCACUCAAAAUAUAGGCUCUGCUGCUCAGUUAUCUUCCUUCGAGCUCUGGCGGAUCUCAAAGAAAAUGCAGGCUGAGAAGUUAGCGCCCCUGCCCAUUUGCUAUGCCGAGUGCGUCGUUUCAUUAAUGGGCAUACUUAUCAAAUCACUAAAGGAGGACCCUAAGGGUGCAGUAGUCUCUUCUGUGGGGGAGGUUUUGAAAAUUUUAGAGAGGUCAGUUGGUUCAUUAGGUGCAUUUGCCGAAUGGAACGAUUCCUUGGUAUCCAAAGACACUUCUGUUCCAGAUGUGAUUACAAUUCUCUACGAUCUUUCGAUCAAUGCAUUCUUAGAGAUUGUACUUAGCUAUAAUGAGUUAUUAAAUGACGUUUAUCUCGACGAUGACGUCGUGAAGUUGAGCAAAUGGGUACUUGAAAUCUGUAAUGAAUAG
Messenger RNA from Lachancea nothofagi CBS 11611, 1785 nucleotides. The record is from the annotation of a GenBank genome assembly. NCBI's taxonomy places the organism in Eukaryota, Fungi, Ascomycota, Saccharomycetes, Saccharomycetales, Saccharomycetaceae.